AACAUGUGUUUUUUUGAUGCCGCCGCGCGCAGAAAAAAAGUCCCUCUUUCGCAAUUGUCAAGUGUUGUGCAGGCCGAAAAAUAUAAACGAGUGUUAAAAAGCUAAUUUUCAGUUUUAACCCACCCGUACAACACAAUGGCACCGGACAAGAAGCAAAAGGGCCGCAACAAGAAAAGCAUCCCGGUCACGAAGAAGGAUGACAAGAAAGCGAACGGCACCAACGGUGACGUUGUCACGGCCGAUAUGACUGAGGAGGAGGCACUGUGCGCGAAGCUGGACGAGGAGGCACGGAUCAAUGCGGAGGCCCGUGCCUGCACCGGGUCGUUGGCGGUGCAUCCCCGGUCGCGUGACAUCAAGUUCUCCAACUUCUCGAUCACCUUCUUCGGCAGCGAGAUGCUGCAGGAUACGAUGCUCGAGCUGAACUGCGGCCGGCGGUACGGUCUGCUCGGGGCGAACGGUUGCGGCAAGUCGUCGCUGCUGUCCGUGCUUGGCAAUCGCGAAGUGCCGAUCCCGGACCACAUCGACAUCUUUCACCUGACGCGCGAAAUUCCGGCCAGCUCGAAGAGCGCCAUCCAGUGCGUGAUGGAGGUGGACGAGGAGCGCAUCAAGCUGGAGAAGAUGGCGGACGCGCUGGUCGAGCAGGAGGACGACGACGCGCAGGAGCAGCUGAUGGACAUCUACGACCGGCUGGACGAGAUGUCGGCGGACCAGGCGGAGGCGAAGGCGUCCCGCAUCCUGCACGGUCUGGGCUUCGACAAGGACAUGCAGCAGAAGGCGGCGAAGGACUUUUCCGGCGGCUGGCGUAUGCGCAUUGCGCUCGCGAGGGCACUGUUCGUGAAGCCGCACCUGCUGCUGCUGGACGAACCGACCAACCAUCUCGAUCUGGACGCGUGCGUGUGGUUGGAGGAGGAGCUGAAGACGUACAAGCGCAUUCUGGUGAUCAUCUCGCACUCGCAGGACUUCCUGAACGGCGUCUGUACGAACAUCAUCCACAUGACGCAGAAGCGGCUCAAGUACUACACCGGUAACUACGAGCAGUUUGUCAAGACCCGGCUCGAGCUGCUGGAGAACCAGAUGAAGCAGUACAACUGGGAGCAGGACCAGAUCGCACACAUGAAGAACUACAUCGCCCGGUUCGGUCACGGUUCGGCCAAGCUGGCCCGCCAGGCCCAGUCGAAGGAGAAGACGCUCGCCAAGAUGGUGGCCCAGGGGCUGACCGAGAAGGCGGUGGACGAGAAGCAGCUCAACUUCUGCUUCCCGUCCUGCGGCACGAUCCCGCCGCCGGUGAUCAUGGUGCAGAACGUGAGCUUCCGGUACAACGACAAGACGCCGUACAUCUACAAGAACCUCGAGUUUGGCAUCGAUCUGGACACGCGGCUGGCGCUGGUCGGCCCGAACGGUGCGGGCAAGAGUACGCUGCUGAAGCUGCUGUACGGUGAUCUGGUGCCGACGUCCGGCAUGAUCCGCAAGAACUCGCAUCUGCGCAUCGCCCGGUACCAUCAGCAUCUGCACGAGCUGCUCGACAUGGACGCCAGCCCGCUAGACUACAUGCUGAAAAACUUCCCCGAGGUGGUGGAGCGCGAGGAGAUGCGCAAGAUUGUUGGCCGGUACGGGCUGACCGGGCGGCAGCAGGUCUGCCCGAUCCGCCAGCUGUCCGACGGGCAGCGGUGCCGCGUCGUGUUCGCGUACCUGGCGUGGAAGAAGCCGCACCUGCUGCUGCUGGACGAACCGACCAAUCACUUGGACAUGGAGACGAUCGAUGCCUUAGCGGAAGCCAUCAACGACUUCGAGGGUGGGCUGGUGCUGGUCAGCCACGACUUCCGGCUGAUCAACCAGGUGGCGGAGGAGAUCUGGGUGUGCGAGAAGGGCACGGUCACCAAGUGGAACGGUGGCAUUCUCGACUACAAGGAGCAUCUCAAGAAGAACAUUGCCAAGGAGGCACGGAUUGCGUCCAGCGGCACCGCUGGCGGCAAGUGAGCGGCUGUGUUUGUUGUUUGUCCCCCCCCCCCCCCUUCGAUCCGGGCGGGGGGUUAACUCUCAUCUCCUUAUUUCGCUUCAUCUGCCGUGGGGUCAAUUCCAAAGAUUGCUCCAAAACAAAACAAAACAAACUAAACGCGGGCGUGGGAAACUUUAUCCUUCUUUCCUUUGAAUGGCAUUCUCUCUCGCUCCUUAUUUUUCGAAUCAACAUCUCCUUUCCCUCUUCCCCGCCUCAUCGAUCACACUCCACAAACCGCUUCAACAGUUAGAGAAUGCAAAUGAACAGUAACACCCACUAAUUAGUACCAAACCAAUUAAAUGCAGGCAGCAGAAGCAGCACCACAAUGCUUACGGUAAAGAAAACACGAAUUCAAUAAAAUUUUAGCAACAAUUUAUAACAAACAAAAACCGAACACCACAGCCACAACAAGCCCAGUUAGUCCAAUCGCUCAAGAUCACGUCAAGCAUGCAAAACACAUAGCAAUUUGUUAAAGCCACCCAACACCCCCCCCCCC
Messenger RNA from Anopheles merus, 2492 nucleotides. RefSeq names its product ATP-binding cassette sub-family F member 2. The record is from RefSeq and is a predicted model, not a curated record. The transcript has 3 exons. Lineage: Eukaryota; Metazoa; Arthropoda; Insecta; Diptera; Culicidae. Bases 136 to 1977 code for a protein of 613 amino acids. Gene Ontology annotation, molecular function: ATP hydrolysis activity; ATP binding.